UCAAUUGCCUUUUGGCAUUUGGCUCACAAACCAUUUCUUAUUGUGUGACCAAAACUGACUGGGAUUCAAGCACUUUUUCUCUAUUUUUUCACUUUUAUCCACAACAAAAACAGCAACACACACACUCGUAUCUCGUUGUCGAGAAAAAGAUUUUUACUUGGCCAUGUUCACUCGAAGUUUGAUGCACAAUGUUCAAGUUGUUGGUUCAUGUUUGAUCGACCAACGAUCCGCAGCAGUGCAACAAGCCGUCUGUAAAUCAACGACCGAUAAGGGUUGUUUUUUCUGUGUAUCUGGUAGUAGUUGCCAAUAUCCGCAUAUCACACACAGUGCCAUUUUUGGUUUAUAGUCUCAAUUUAUUUGCAAUGAUUUGAUUGAUUCAUUUCAUUUCAUUCUCAUUCAACACAGUCACUCAAUUCAAACAUAUAUUUUGACGAAAUGGCCUCCAUCUCGACACCACCAACAUCCACCACCACCACCACCACCAUUGCACUGGACAAUGUUGUCUCAGAAGAGGAAUUUGAAGAUGCAAUCGACGAAAACAUUUCCAACAGCGAUGAUAGCGGCCACUCAAGUCAAAUGACUUGUUCGCCCGACAAUUCUGUAUCAUCCCAUUCUAGCGAUGAUGAUCUGACUGCCAACGCCGAGAUUAUCGACCAAUUUCGGCCAUCGUUGGAGGAAUCGCUGGCCGAUAUCGAUCGCUUACUUCACAUGGCAUUGGACAAUCGGUUCCACGAAGCAUAUGAAGGAACGGAAAAAUGGUCACACUGCAGCCUCUAUCAUGCAUUGGGCCAAGGCACGCUCUCCUUUCUCAAAGGAUGUCUCACACUUGAAAGGCCAGAGAUUCAGACGGCGUUGGACAAUCUACGCAACUGUAUGGACGUCUGCCAACGCGAGAAACGUUAUUCAAUGACCAAAUUGGUAUGGAGACCAAAUUACAACAGCUACACUGAUGUGCAAAUUCAUGCCGAACUAUGCUAUGCCGAAGCGUUACUAAUGACUGCCUUGAUGACCUUUCUCGAAGACCAGAAUCUAUUGAAUCUGGUUCGUGGUGCAUUCCGCAUCCGAGCCUGUUAUCAAUCAUACAAGGAAUGCUUCUAUAUUCUCAACAAUCGAACAGAAUGGUCAAGCGAAUAUUCAAGACUUCACUUUGAAUCCGGCGUUCGAUUGGGCAUCGGCACCUUCAAUCUGAUGAUAUCGCACAUGCCAUCCAAAGUGCUGAAAUUGCUCGAAUUUGUCGGCUUCUCUGGCGAUCGACAGCAAGGCCUGCGAGAGCUGAAAGCAUCCACAUUGUUACAGAAUGGACUUCGUCGCCCGUUGGCAGUGUUGAUCAUGCUAGCAUACCAAUGCUAUGUGGAGCACAUCUUUGGUAUGUGUAUUUUUAUACAAACAGUCAUUCAACUCAAUCAUUCAAUCAAUUUAGGUCUCGGCGAUGGUGAUAUGCAAUGUGUCGAUACUUGUCUCGAUUACGGUCUAUCUGAACAUCCUGAUGGGGCCUUUUUCCUGCUGUUUUUGGGUCGCAAAAAACAACUCACAGGACAAAUCAACGAAGCCAUCGAAGCACUGAAAAGAUGCAUAUCCGUCCAAAAUGAGUGGAAACAAUUUCACAACAUUUGCCACUGGGAAUUACUCUGGUGUUAUGCAGUUCAAUGUGACUGGAUCAAUGCAUCGAAAUGUGCAGACAUACUACGUAAACAAUGCAAGUGGUCACCGGCAGCCUAUACUUAUCAAUAUGCCACAUUCUUGUACAUGAUCAUGGUCGAACACAAUAGGCCAGAAUUGCAAGCAGAAAUUUCACAGCUCUUGAGACAAGUUCCAGAUUUACGGGUCAGGUUCGCUGGUAAAACGGUGCCAGCAGAAAAAUUUGCCAUCGUACAAUCGCAACGAUAUUUCAAUCACAACAAUCAAUUGGUCCUACCAGCAAUCGAAUACAUGUACAUUUGGAAUAUAUUCGCUGUGAUUGGCCAAUCUCCACAUUUGCUGAACCCGAUCCUGGAACGAGUGCAAAAGUAUGAGCAAAUUGAACAAACAAAACUGACACAACCCGAUCAGCCAUUGGACGACUAUUGUCGAUGUCUCUUGCUCAAAGGAAUGUGUCUUCGACAUCUUCAACAACAUUCACGAUCCAACGAAUGCUUUCUCAAAGUUAUCGACUGCAAAGAACGGAUUGAAUCGAGCACGUAUCUCAUACCGAAAGCCACACUUGAAUUGGGACUCAAUCAUCUCAAAUUUGGAUCGCUCGCUGAAGCCAGGCGAUGGUUGGAUCAGGCCAAAACAUAUUCCGGUUACACCUUGGAGACGAUCGUACAUUUUCGCAUCCACACUGCCAUUAGAACGAUUAAUAAUCAAAACAAAUCACAAAACUUGCCUGAAAAUGAUCAUGACGAUGCUGCAUCCAACAAAGGCGGCAUUCGUACCAUAUGGAGUGAAUUGUCAAAACGUCUCACUUUUUCAGACCAAAAUGUUGACGAUUCGUUUGAUGCACAGACCAAAUUCUAGAAUAAUACUGUUGUGCAAUCAUCAUUUAUUAAUUGUUGUCGUUUAUUUUUUACUCUAUAAUAAUUGUCGUUGUUGUUUGAUUAUUAAA
Messenger RNA from Dermatophagoides farinae (American house dust mite), 2584 nucleotides. Lineage: Eukaryota; Metazoa; Arthropoda; Arachnida; Sarcoptiformes; Pyroglyphidae. The record is from RefSeq and is a predicted model, not a curated record.